This is a messenger RNA of Rhodotorula graminis WP1, 1918 nucleotides long. RefSeq lists its product as uncharacterized. Gene Ontology annotation, biological process: protein urmylation; tRNA wobble position uridine thiolation. Gene Ontology annotation, molecular function: nucleotidyltransferase activity; URM1 activating enzyme activity; thiosulfate-cyanide sulfurtransferase activity. The transcript is spliced from 6 exons. The record is from RefSeq and is a predicted model, not a curated record. Bases 1 to 1908 code for a protein of 635 amino acids. Lineage: Eukaryota; Fungi; Basidiomycota; Microbotryomycetes; Sporidiobolales; Sporidiobolaceae. Gene Ontology annotation, cellular component: cytoplasm.
AUGGCCAGCUCGAGUCGCCGUACGCGGUCUCAGGUCGCUGCUGAACUCGCUCAAGCCCGCGUGCGGGUCGCCCAGCUCGAGGACGAGCUCCGAACAACCUCAUCAUCGCCGCCUCCCUCAACCUCGUCCGCCUCGUCGUCCACCAGCUCCGGCCACCGCCCUGACGCCCGAACAAGUACGAGGGGCGACACGCCACUCGGCCUGCGCGAGUACAAGCGCUACGGGCGUCAGAUGAUGCUCUCGCAGGUCGGCCUCCCCGGUCAGCUCAAGCUCAAACGCGCGCGCGUCCUCGUCGUCGGCGCAGGAGGACUCGGCUGCCCCGUCUUGCUCUACCUCGCUGCCGCAGGAGUCGGCAACAUCACGAUCGUCGACCACGACACUGUCGAGCUGUCCAACCUGCACCGCCAGGUCCUCCACACCGAAGGCCGCGUCGGCAUGAGCAAGGCCCACAGCGCCAGGCUCGCACUGCAAGCCCUCAACUCGGACGUCGCCGUACACGCCCACGAGCUCGCCUUCACCCCGUCCCUCAUCCACUCGCCUUCGUCCACCUCGAGCACGACGCCGGCCUCCCUGCGCUCGGGCAACUUUUCCCUCGUCCUCGACUGUACCGACAACCCGGCGACCCGCCAAUUCGUCAACGCCUACGCCGUCGCGCACGAUAUCCCGCUCGUCAGUGGCGGCGCGGUCCGGGCCGAGGGCGUGGUCGGCGUCUACAACCUGCCACUCUCGCCUUGCCCACCCUCCUCCUUCACCGCCGACAUGCCGACACCUCGAGGCCCCUGCUACGCCUGCCUCUUCCCGCCUUCCGCACCCCCUUCCCCUCCACCCACCUACUCGUCCCCGGCCUCCUCGCCCGACGAGCAACUCGCUCGCGACCGCGCCCACGACGCGUACUACGAGCGCCUGAGCCUGAGUGGGACGGGCGCGUGUGCCGACGAGGGUGUCCUGGGCCUGUUGUGCGGCGUCGUCGGGCUCGGGAUGGCGAGCGAGGCGAUGCGGGUCUUGCUCGAGAUCGCGACGCCGACCUUGCACCUCUUUUCGCCUUUGUCGGCUGCGCCGUACCGCACGAUCAAGCCUCGAACGCGCAAACCCUCCUGUCCGACUUGCGGCACCUUUCCCUCCCCUGUUCCUCUCGCCCCUUCCCCCUCUGCCCUUGAUCUCGCCCCACCUCGUCCGCCAUCGCCCACCUCGAGCGCGAGCACCCCGGCCUCGCGCUGGUCCGCCUUCCUCGCCUCGCCGACCGGCACCUGGCCCGGCUGGGUCGACCCGCUCUGCGCCCUGCCCGGCGUCGGCGCACUCGAUCAGUCGCGUGAGCGGGCGCAGCAAGACGUGCGUGUGCCGGCGGCCCGGCUACGAGAGCGGCGAGGAGGCGUCAUCGUCGACACCAGGCCGACGGCCGAGUUUGGGAUCGCGAGCGUCGAGGGUAGCAUCAAUAUUCCGUUCGCUCAGCUGCUCAAGAAUCCGGCCCUCGCGCUCGACGCCCUCGCCGACGCGUCGUCGUCCACUUCUGCCGCACCCACAACGACAUCCUCGCCACCUGCCACCCUCCUGCCUGACCUCGUCGUUGCGCCAAAGAUCGAGGACGACAGCGCCGCAUCGCUGCUCUACUCGCAGCCGUCCUCGAGCCGCCCUCCCGCACCGCGGCGCGUCACCUUUCUCUGCCGGCGCGGCAACGACUCGCUCCUCGCGGCUCGUGCCCUGCGACGGCAUCUGGCGACGACUGCGGCGGCGGGCCGAGACGGUGAGCGCGGCGAGGGUGCGCGCAAGGGCGACGAUGGCGAGCGAGGAGUCGAGGUCGCGGUCGAGGUCGAGGUCGAGGUCGAGGUCGAGGUCGAGGUCGAGGUUGAGGACGUGCGGGGCGGGCUUGCGGCAUGGGCGAUGGAGGACCCCGAGUUCCCUGUGUAUUAGACAUCUCUCG